UUCAUUUUGUUACCCUUUUUUACUUUUGCUACUUACCUUACCUCCUUGGGGAAAGGCUAAAGCCCUAAAUCGACACACACACACACACCAGGUGAGCCUUUUCAUUCUCUCUUCUCUGCGCCCGAGUCCCUAAAUCCACACGCAUCCACUCAUCACCCUCAACUCUCAAGUUUCACUCUCCACCACCACCAAGCCGCGAACCCAGUCCAUCCUUUACCCUGACGGCACCAGACAAGGCACCAGCUACCAGUCCUUCGUUCACGUAGGCGGCACCGCCACCAAGUCUUCCUCCACCCACGACAGUGACGACACCACCAUAAGACAAAGGCAUUCCUAACAUUUUGGAAGAGCAUGGAAAACCACCAUCUGUUGGAAGCCGCUCACACAGCAGCCUUCAAAGAAUCAGAAAGUCUGGAAGGAAAAUGCUCUAAGAUUGAAGGCUACGAUUUCAAUCAGGGAGUGGACUACCCACGCUUAUUAAGCUCCAUGGUCGCUACUGGCUUCCAAGCCUCCAACCUUGGUGAUGCCAUCCAAGUUGUAAAUGAAAUGCUAGAUUGGAGACUUGCUGAUGAGACUAUAGGCGAGGACGCCAGUGAAGAGGAGAAAGUUUUAGAUUUUAGAAGCUCUGUGAGAUGUAAAGUCUUUCUGGGCUUUACUUCAAAUUUGGUUUCAUCUGGUGUUAGGGAUACAAUUCGUUAUCUAGUUGAGCAUCACAUGGUGGAUGUUUUAGUUACAACAGCUGGUGGUAUUGAAGAGGACCUUAUAAAAUGUCUUGCACCAACUUACAAAGGUGAUUUUGCUCUACCCGGAGCUUAUUUGCGCUCCAAAGGGUUGAAUCGAAUUGGUAACUUAUUGGUUCCCAAUGAUAAUUAUUGCAAGUUUGAGGAUUGGAUCAUUCCUAUUUUUGACCAGAUGUUGAAGGAGCAAAUUGACAAUAACUUGUUAUGGACACCAUCUAAGUUAAUCGCUCGCUUGGGGAAGGAGAUAAAUGACAAGAGCUCUUUCCUCUAUUGGGCUUAUAAGAACAACAUUCCUGUCUUCUGUCCCGGCAUAACAGAUGGCUCUUUGGGGGACAUGUUGUACUUUCAUUCUUUCCGCAACCCUGGUCUCAUAGUCGACGUAGUGCAAGACAUUAGGGCAAUGAAUGGUGAAGCUGUCCAUGCAAGUCCUAGAAAAACGGGAAUCAUUGUACUCGGAGGGGGUCUGCCGAAACAUCACAUAUGCAAUGCCAAUAUGAUGCGUAAUGGUGCAGAUUAUGCUGUCUUCAUCAAUACUGCACAAGAGUUUGAUGGGAGUGAUUCUGGUGCUCGUCCGGAUGAGGCAGUGUCAUGGGGUAAAAUCCGAAGUGCUGCUAAAACAGUCAAGGUCCAUUGUGAUGCAACAAUCGCCUUUCCGCUGCUGGUUGCAGAAACAUUUGCCAAGAAAUCAGUUGUCUGAGUUUUAUUUGUUUUACUUUAUUUAUUGUGAGAUGAAAAACUUUACCAUUCUUACUAUAUUAAUUACAGGCAGAAAAUGUUACGGUUUUGUUGGUCACCAGAAAUGGAGAAGGUUGGGAAGGCAAGGUUUUGCAUGGACGUUCCCAAACAACUUUUAUUGAGAACUUUAUUUAUCCAACUUAUUACUAUUGGUGGCUGUCAAACCUAAGUGUUGUUACUAAUAUAUGGUCUAAUAUUCCUAUCAA
Molecule: messenger RNA, 1681 nt
Organism: Cannabis sativa
Lineage: Eukaryota; Viridiplantae; Streptophyta; Magnoliopsida; Rosales; Cannabaceae
Product: deoxyhypusine synthase
Exons: 7
Coding region: 352-1437 (361 amino acids)
Biological process (GO): peptidyl-hypusine biosynthetic process
Cellular component (GO): cytoplasm
Molecular function (GO): deoxyhypusine synthase activity
Source: RefSeq, a predicted model, not a curated record